AUGGUAGCUGCGCAGUCGAGUCAACCAGAUGAGCCUCCAUAUCCCUCAUUCGAAGAGCUUAGGAGCAAUGAAGAGCGUGUUCUCUUCUCUCCGGCCGCCAAGCGUCUCUACUGGCCUCUGGAAGGCGUCUUCCCUUCCACAAUAUCCGUCAUGAGGACCACUCGCAGCGUAGGCGACCUUGACCCCUUCUUCAUGCCAGACACCAGCGGUAGCGGUAGUGGCACCUGGCAUGAGAUCUCAUCGCUGCCUCUGACCGACCCAAAGGUCUCUUCCGUCGAGGCUUCACUGCGCGAUCUUGACCAAUGGGAGUCUGAUUGGCUAGCAUGGCAUAAGGACCAUACCGCACCCGAGUUUAACGCUGAGUAUGUCACCUAUGGAGAUCUCAGCGAUGAAGAUCGGCCAUACGCCAAUGAGCCCAAGGAGGAUGGAAGCUGGGAGGAGGAGGAGGAUACUGAGUUUCUCGUACGAUGUUGCGGAGACGAUAGACCGCUCAGGAAGAGAGGGUUGAAGAUCAAGGUGACACCCUCCGCAGGCAACAACUUUGUCACUGUGUAUGACUACGUCAGUGGUAAGUCUUAA
Molecule: messenger RNA, 579 nt
Organism: Trichoderma aggressivum f. europaeum
Lineage: Eukaryota; Fungi; Ascomycota; Sordariomycetes; Hypocreales; Hypocreaceae
Exons: 1
Coding region: 1-579 (192 amino acids)
Source: RefSeq, a predicted model, not a curated record